This is a messenger RNA of Rotaria socialis, 945 nucleotides long. Lineage: Eukaryota; Metazoa; Rotifera; Eurotatoria; Philodinida; Philodinidae. The record is from the annotation of a GenBank genome assembly.
AUGGAUUCUCAAAUAUUUUCGACAUUGUGGACACCGUUACGUGCCAGUACGAUUGACAUUCCAGAAAAUGCUCAUUGGCAACAAAAAGGUAUCACUGUUGCUGGAGGAAAUCGAUCAGGCAGGGCACUGAAUCAACUCUAUCACCCAAAUGGUUUAUUUGUGGACGAUGAACAGACUGUGUAUGUUGCUGAUCGCUUGAAUAAUCGCAUAGUACAAUGGAAAGCGAAUGCAGCGACUGGUGAAAUUGUUGCUGGUGAAACUGGACUAUCGAAUAGAGUUAGUCAAAUAGGUUUUCCAACAGAUGUGAUUGUCGACAAAGAGACUGACAGUCUCAUCAUUUGCGAUCGUUCGAAUAGAAGAAUGGUUCUAUGGCCUUGUCAAAAUGAUGCAUGCGCAACAACGAUUAUAUCGAAUAUAGCUUGUCGAGGUUGGACCAUGGACGAGAAUAGAUCUCUCUAUGUUAGUGACAACGAAAAACAUGAAGUGAGACGAUACCGAAUAGGAGAAUCUCAAGGAACAGUCGUUGCAGGUGGGAAUGGAGAAGGGAAUCGUCUCGAUCAACUGAAAGAGCCACGGUACGUAUUCGUCGAUCGAAAUCAUACAGCAUACGUGUCUGACUGUUACAAUCAUCGUGUAAUGAAAUGGACAGAAGGUGCACGAGAAGGCAUUGUCGUCGCUGGUCGUGAAGGACAAGGACGUGGUCUUCAACAAUUGUCAUAUCCUCGCGGAGUCGUUGUCGAUCAGUCGGGCACCGUCUAUGUGUCUGACGGUGGGAAUCAUCGAAUCAUGCGUUGGCCUAAAGGAGCCACAGAAGGAACUGCUAUUAUUGAUGGUCAAGAAGCAUCAGUGGGUGGACCCGUUGGUUUAUCCUUCGAUCGUCAUGGCAAUCUCUAUGCAGCCGAGUUCUACCGUCAUCGUGUGCAACGUUUUGAUUUAAUUCAAUAA